Messenger RNA from Fusarium poae, 1041 nucleotides. RefSeq lists its product as uncharacterized. The transcript has a single exon. Bases 1 to 1041 code for a protein of 346 amino acids. The record is from RefSeq and is a predicted model, not a curated record. Lineage: Eukaryota; Fungi; Ascomycota; Sordariomycetes; Hypocreales; Nectriaceae.
AUGCCGCGCAUGAAUCUUGGUCUUCCCUAUAACCAGUGCAGCUUGCCAUCUGGAUGUAUCACUGGUUUUCAGAGUGCCAGCCUGCUCCAGUGCGCUGGUUGCCAUGUCAUCAAGUACUGUGGCAAACCUCACCAAAAGGCAGACUGGCGUAGACACAAGGUCCAAUGUGUCGUUAUAAAGCAGCAAAGAGAAAAACUGGUAUCUGAAGAGACUAAACUACGCACCGAACCAGGCCAAGACACAGGUGGCGAAAAUCCUUUUGACACAAAGGUAGGCCAGUCCUGGUUUUGGAAGAGCACUCGCCCCUACAUGUCAGCUCGUUUUGACCUCAUGUCUGCCAUUCUCAAUGUCCGCACUGGAGAAGCCGUCCAAGCUGCCCUCAACCAUGCACUUGACAUGCUUCGCCUUUGCAGAGGAGACAACCAGGGCGUUCGGUCUCAUGUCCCUGCCCUCCACCUGCGGCUUGGUAAUGAUCAAGAGGCCUAUGACUUUAUCAAAUGGUAUGCGGUUGUGCCUGACGAAAAUUAUGAUUGGCGCGAUUCAAGUCUACCGUUUCUUGAUUUGCAUGACCAGGAUGCAUUCGAGCCUGUCUUUGAAAAGACUCACUAUCACAAUGUAUCUUUCACUGUAGCCUUGACACUCAUCAAGAUUCGCUUGAUGCAGGACUUGGACAGCCUUCAUGCCUUCGUGCUAAGGAACCCCGGCGCGUCUGGAGAAGCUAGGUACGACCAUCUACAGGAAGAGGCUAUGAGCAACAUACUCCUCCAACGACCAGACAUUGUCGCCCAAGAAAAGUACUUGGACCUCAUGACCCAGCUUCGAGCCCAAAUCAUGCAGCUGUACAAGCAGGUAAAGAAAGAUAAUCCGCAUUUCUGGCCGGGCAUGCUGAACCCAAACCUGUUUGCCUACGAUGUGCCGACGGGUUAUAUCCCUGGAUCUCGAGAAGAGGCUGUGCUGGUCUUUCGCCAUUCGUGGUACUCGUGGUCGGAAACUCAACCUGCUAUACAGUACAUCAGAGGUAUUAUAAGCAACGAUAUGUAA